AUGACCGGCAUCACAUUCACCAUUGCCUCGAGCAUCUUGCUCGCUCAGGCUGUUCUUGGCCAGUGCCCGAACGGCUGGGGAUCUACCCAGUUUAACAACAACGACGUUCACUGCUGCUACGGCUCCAUGAGCGUCAACAACAACGAGGGCUUCUGCUGCGUCCACGGCAGCGGUGGUUCCGGCGCCAUUGCAAUCGACGCCGCCGACUGCUUUCCCUUUUGCUCCGACUCGGCGAAGAAGAAUGUUCAAGUCGCCUCCCCCUCGCAAAAGUGCAUUGACAAUGUCCCAUUCUCCGCCGCGGAUUAUUCGCAGCGUGUCUCGGCCGCGUCCAAGUUGGCAGUAGCAUCGCAGACGGGCGGUUCUCAGAUUGUCAGCAACAGCGCCUCUGCCACCAAGGCUCCGUCUCCGACAGGCAGCAACGGCGCUCCUGGCAGCAACGGCUCCUCGGGCAGCAACGGCUCCUCGGGCAGCAACGGCUCCUCGGGCAGCAACGGCUCCUCGGGCAGCAAUGGUGCGGCUGGUAGCGCCGGUGCGGCUGGUAGCGCCGGUGCGGCUGGCAGCCACGGCGCGGCUGGCAGCAACGGCGCAGCGGGUAGUAACGGCGCCCCGGCUACCAAGUCUCCGUCUCCAACCGGCAGCAACGGCGCCUCGGGCAGCAAUGGCGCCUCGGGCAACAAUGGCGCGGCGGGCAAGAAUGGUGCGGCUGGCAGCAACGGUGCGCCCGGUAGCAACGGCGCCUCGGCCACCAAGUCGGGCUCGCCCUCUGGCGCGACGGGUGCGGCUGCGUCGAGCUCGGGCAGUAAGAGCAGCUCCGCCUCCAUCGUCAUCACCAAUGCGGCCUCCUCUGUUUCCCAUGGCCUUGUCCAGGCCGGUGGUAUUGUGGCUGUGGCAGCCAUGCUGGCUUUUUAA
Beauveria bassiana ARSEF 2860 is the source of this 909-nucleotide messenger RNA. RefSeq lists its product as uncharacterized. Lineage: Eukaryota; Fungi; Ascomycota; Sordariomycetes; Hypocreales; Cordycipitaceae. The transcript is spliced from 2 exons. The record is from RefSeq and is a predicted model, not a curated record. Bases 1 to 909 code for a protein of 302 amino acids.